Messenger RNA from Coccidioides posadasii C735 delta SOWgp, 2501 nucleotides. RefSeq lists its product as uncharacterized. Gene Ontology annotation, biological process: mRNA alternative polyadenylation. The record is from RefSeq and is a predicted model, not a curated record. Gene Ontology annotation, molecular function: mRNA binding. Gene Ontology annotation, cellular component: mRNA cleavage and polyadenylation specificity factor complex. NCBI's taxonomy places the organism in Eukaryota, Fungi, Ascomycota, Eurotiomycetes, Onygenales, Onygenaceae.
CCUUAUUCCACCAGGUACAUCAAGGAAAGGCACUUAGUGUGAGCUCUCUCCCCUGAAUUGCCUUCCAACAUUGAGCUGUCACCCCUUGCCGAAGGCAACUGGGAUCAAGCACGCGGCUGACCACUCUCAUGUUGCCAUCGCUGGCACAUAAGACUAAAUAUUCAGCUUGGCUUCACUGAAGCUCUUGCCAGAAUUUUCUGCUCUCCCUUUCUAUUUCACUUGUUGAUUCACGGAUAGCUGUGUCACUUGUCUGCUUGAUCAAGCUUCUUGCCCGCAUACAUUGCUUACAGACCACGGGGAUUUGAGAUACCAUAUUUGUUGGCACAUUUGUCGAAGGAUAAGAAGGCGGAUUUAUUGUGAAACACCUGAGAGUUUGGUCCUGUACUUGCCAUCGAAGGCAGUCGGGCGGUUUAUCUCAAAUUCGAGAAAACUAGGCGCAGUCCAUUCCCGCUUUUGCGAAACCUCAAUACUCUUGUUUCACAUACUUUGAAGCAUCCUCAACACCACCGACCAUCAGGAUUUACAUGUACUCUCCUUAAAUCUCUGCGAGAUCCAAAAGCCUGUGCAUAACGAUUUUCAAGGAACAAUCAAUUGCGUCUCAUUUCAGAGAUCCGUCCCCACAUAGCCCGACAUGGCCACUGAAGAUGAUAAUUUUGACAUUGACAUUUAUGGCGAUGCAGGGGGGUACAAUGGCAAUGAAAACGAGGGAGAUUAUAAGGGGGAAGAGCCUGAGCUCAUCCUCGAUGCACCUGAGACAUCCCAUCAGAAUGGGAUAGGCGACGGCGGUGCCUCUGGUGGUAAUAAUAAUGCUACUGAGAACGGCAAUCAUAAGAUCUUUAAGACGGAAGAGUCGGGUCAACCCGGUAAAUCGGCUUCUGAUAAUCUCCAAGUACCCCAACAGGGUGUCAAACGGAAAGAGAGCCCGACGGAUAGGCCCACAGACCCAGACGCAACCAGUGCUUUGUACAUUUCCGAUCUCUAUUGGUGGACUACCGACGAUGAGAUACGCGGAUGGGUAAACGCGGCCGGCUGCGAGAGCGAGCUCAAAGACGUUACAUUCAGCGAACACAAGGUGAACGGUAAAAGUAAAGGACAAGCUUUUGUGGAGUUUACUUCGCCGCAGGCAGCAACGGCUGCGAAACAUCAAAUCGAAUCUCUCAACGCCGCCCAGCAAAGUGCAAGGAAGUACUCGGUCAAUUACACUCAGCCACAUACCAAUCCAUUCCGUACACUUCCGAAGGAUAACCCCAUGCGAGGGAAGGAUGACCGUUCGAGGUCUUCGUCCGCAGGCUUCAAUUCGCCGGUCCAGGGGAUGAACUUUGGCAUGGGCAACACUGGUGGGUAUAGGGGUGGUCGUGGCGGCGGAUUCAACCGUGGAGGCAUGAACAUGGGUGGCUUCAAUGCUAACCGCAAUUUCUCCAACCCAAUGGGCUCCGGUGGGUUUCAGGGCGGUGCGAUGGGAGGCGCUGGCUUCCAAGGAACACCUGUCGGAGGCAUGCAACCUUACGGAGGCUUUGGUAACCGCGGAGGUAUGAUGGGAUCGAACAUGCGAGGUGGUCCAAAUAUGCGAGGCCGUGGAGGCAUGGGUGGGCCUAUGGGCGGAAAUAUGAUGCCUGUCGGUGGCAUGGGAGGGGUUGGUAUGGGCGGCAUGGGAAUGGGUGGUAUGGGAGGUAUGGGAGGAAUGCCCAAUCAGAUGGGUGGCAUGAUGGGUGGAAUGCAAGGUGGUAUGGGAAUGCAAGGGCAAGGUUUCCAGGGCCAGAAUCCUCACUUUAACCCAGCGUUCUUUGGCCAACAUGGAGGCAGUGAUGGCGCCUGGAACCCCCAUGGAGCAAAACGCACCCGCCAGGAAUGAUCCCGAAAUCGGAUCGAUGAAAUCUCUGGAAAUGUGCCUCACUUUCUAAAACAUCGCGAACUUCGAAUCCCUUAUGCAUUAUGACGCUACUGCCUCCAUCCUCUCCCAUCUCUAUCCGAUUACAUUCUCGGUUGUAUUAGGCAAACUAAAGCAUUUGGCGUUUGUUAUUUUGUCUCGCUUCUUUUUUCUUUUUUUUCCCCCCUUAUAGCAGUGUUGAAAAUUCCCUAUGGCAAACCGGCAAUCUUCCAUUGGUAUCAGUCUCUAUUGCUAUGUCGGAACAAUUCCCACCAGAUAAAAGGUUUCUGUCUCUUUUGCUUUCCACGUUUCUCGUGAUAAUACAUCCACAGAGGUUUCUGGAGUCUGUGGGUCAUUUCAGAAUGCUUUCUUUACCCUGAUCCCGGUUCUCCAUGGACUUCUUUUUCUUCUGCCUCUUUCUUGUUUCCUUUGCUGAUCAAGUAUGUGUUUGGGGUUUUUUUCUACCUAGGUUUAUUGUUGUCAUCAUUUACAAAAUGGACUGUUUCAUUUCUUUCCCCGGAAUUAAUAUUUGUCGGACCAUUGACUGUACCAAGGGAUGGGAGGAGUAAGGAGUGCCUUCCUAUGUAUUAUUUUAUUCAUUAAUUGGAUUUCUUUGAAUUUCAAUAUGUGUGAC